GGGUUUCCUCCUUGCACUAGCCGGGCGCGAGGAUGUGCUCCGCGCUCCGCCAGCCCAAGAGCGUCCGGCUGCGGGACCUGCACAGCGCGCGGAAGUUCGGCGUGGCGGGGCGCACCUGCCAGGAGGUGCUGCGCAAGGGCUGCUUGCGCUUCCAGGUCCCCGAGCGCGGCUCCCGGCUGUGCCUGUACGAGGACGGCACGGAGGUGACCGAGGACUACUUCCCAGGCGUGCCCGACGACGCCGAGCUCGUGCUGCUCACCGCCGGCCAGACCUGGGGGGGCUGUGAGUGGGGUGGGCAGGGCAGGGUGUGCCUUCCCUGGACUGAAUGCAUUUUUGUUUUUUCCUGGCUGGUGGCAGACGUGAGUGACAUUGGUCGCUUCCUCAGCGUGUUUCAGGAGCCGCACUUGGGCGUCAUCCAGGCUGCGCGGCAGCUGCUGGCGGAUGAGCGAGCCCCGCUUCGGCAGAAGCUGCUGGCCGACCUGCUGCAGAGCGCGAGCCAGAACAUUGAGGCUGAAACACGGGCCCAGGACCCGCCCUGGUUCGAGGGCCUGGAGUCCCGGUUUAGGAACAAGUCCAGCUAUCUGAGAUACAGCUGUGAGAGCCGGAUCCGGGGCUACCUGAGAGAGGUGAGCACCUACGCCUCUGAGGUGGCCACGGGAGCUCGGGAGGAGUACCUGCGUGUCCUUGGCCACAUGUGUCAGAAGCUCAAGGCUGCGCAGUACCACGGCAGCUACUUUGACAGAGCCGCAGAGGCCGGUGGCCGCCUGUGCACGCCGGAGGGGUGGUUUUCCUGCCAGGGUCCUUUUGACUUGGAGGACUGUGCCUCGAAGCACUCCAUCAACCCCUACAGCAACCGGGAGAGUCGGAUCCUCUUCAGCACGUGGAAUCUCGACCACAUCAUUGAGAAGAAACGCACCAUUGUGCCCACACUGGCCGACGCCGUCCAGCGGCAGGACGGCAGGGAGGUGGACUGGGAGUACUUCUACAGUCUGCUGUUCACCUCUGCAAACCUGAAGCUGGUGCACAUUGCCUGCCACAAGAAGACCACCCACAAGCUCGAGUGUGACCCCCGCAGGAUCUACAGGCGCCAGCCAGGGACGCGGAGGCGGCGGCCUGCUCGAAAGUGCCCAUGACCCGCGUGGCUGACUUCGCCGUGCAAAUGGGUGCUGUUCUUCGUCACCCCAGCAGUUCCUGGGAAACACCCUGCAGCUCUUUCCUGCAGACCUGGCUCAUGGUCAGCCCUGAGCCUGUCCUCCGCUUUGAGAACCCAGCCUCCAUCAAACGCGGCGGGUGCUUGCAGACACUUGCAGGUCCUGGUCGUGUGCUCGGGUCUUCUGCGCCAAGUUGGCCUGUGUGGUGCAUCUUGGGAGGUUUUCUGUCCCUGCCGCCCCCGAGGGGGACCUGGCCUUGGCUCUCUUCACACGAAUGGCAGCUUGGACUCUGGACUUCUGAAAGCCACAGAGGGGUGUGGCUGUGUGUAAAGUGUUUACAUUUCAUAAAAAAUACCAGGUAGACGCUGAAUUUAUAAAAUGCAGAAAGUAGGGAAGCUGCCACGUCUCCGUAGGGAAUUGCUGCGUCAAGCUGUGUGACUGCUGCUUCUGUAGGUCAGUAAUGGUUGGGUGUCACUGGCUUUACGAUGCCACCCGGUCCAUGCACACGGUGUGAAGCGGCAGUGCUGGAAGCGCCCUGAGGUGCUGGUGCGCAGGAACAGUGCCACUGAAGGCACUGGUGGCCUGGGUUGCAGUGUCACCUGCUGGCUUGCUGGGUAGGCAUGGUCUGGGGAGACACCCCAAAUGCACAGGGCAGUACUCCUGGGGAUGUGGUGGGCAGUGCACAGCACGGGAUUUAUUUCUUGUGCCAUGUGUUUGUAAUACCUGAGCUCUUUAAAUGAUCAUUAUGUAGCAAUAUUUUAUAAUGUACUUUGCAAAAUGCUAUAUUUUGUGAUAUUUGAAUUUUUUUACCCUUGAUAAA
Octodon degus (degu) is the source of this 1971-nucleotide messenger RNA. RefSeq names its product DNA fragmentation factor subunit beta (gene Dffb). Gene Ontology annotation, biological process: apoptotic process; apoptotic DNA fragmentation. The coding region runs from base 33 to 1133 and encodes 366 amino acids. The record is from RefSeq and is a predicted model, not a curated record. Gene Ontology annotation, molecular function: DNA endonuclease activity. The transcript is spliced from 7 exons. Gene Ontology annotation, cellular component: cytoplasm; nucleus. NCBI's taxonomy places the organism in Eukaryota, Metazoa, Chordata, Mammalia, Rodentia, Octodontidae.